This is a messenger RNA of Cryptosporidium muris RN66, 1134 nucleotides long. RefSeq lists its product as uncharacterized. The record is from RefSeq and is a predicted model, not a curated record. The transcript has a single exon. The coding region runs from base 1 to 1134 and encodes 377 amino acids. Lineage: Eukaryota; Apicomplexa; Conoidasida; Eucoccidiorida; Cryptosporidiidae.
AUGUGUAAAAAUAUCAGAGAUUGGUGUAUUUUAGGGAUAUAUUCUAGAAAUUUAUAUGAUAUAUGGUACCAAAAGAAUAUUGCACCCUGUAUUGAACUAGAAUGGGUACUAAAUAAGAUACUAAAUAAGCCUGCAUUAGAAGAUCAUGAUUUAAAGAUUAUAUAUAUUCCAAGAGAGACAGUAUGCAAAUUAUUUGGAUUAGUAGGAUUAUGCGAUUAUGAUCUAGAAGAGUGCAUAAAUGCUUUAGAUGAUCUAUUUUGUCAUUAUCGUUAUAUUCAAGUUUUUACUGAAACACAAAUAUACUAUGAUGCCGAAUAUCUUCCAGAAUUUAUUUGGUUUUUUAUAAGAAAAUAUAGUUUGAUAUUUUCUACUAGAGAUUCUUCGAUAAAUAUGGAUGUAUCUUUUAGAAUUUUAGUUAUAUAUUUAUGCCACUUAUAUUGUCCAAAUGAGAUAAGACCUUGUAUAAUAUUAGUUGCUGGAACAUCGGGAAGUGGGAAAAGUACUAUUAGCUCAUUUUUAGCUUCAUACUUGAAUACUGAAUGUAUUUUAUCAACAGAUACAAUUAGGCAUAUAUUAAGGUUCACAGAUGAUUAUAAGGAUGAUGCAACUCUUCACUGCUCCACAUAUGAAGUAUACAAAAAUGUUAAUACUCAAAAUAAAAGUAGUGAACAAAUAGAAAUUUCAACUAGUAAAUAUAGUAGAAAAUCCCAAGAUGUUAUAUUAGGAUACUUAAUGCAAUCUAGUUUAAUUGAAGAUUAUAUUUAUGAAAUGGUGAAAACAACUAUACAGAAGCAUCGGAGUAUUAUUGUUGAAGGAGUACAUAUAACACCUGAUCUUAUCAGAAAAAUUCAUAAUUUAGCAUAUACAGCUAGAUCAAAUCUUGUAACUUUUCUUGUAUAUAUAGAGGAUAAGGAAGAACAUUUAAAACGUCUUCAGGAGAGAAGUAGAGGAAUUCUGCAAUCAAAAUAUUCUCAUAAUAUAAAUGAGAUACACACUAUUCAAGAAUACCUUUUAAGUGAGGCUAAGUUAAAUGAAAUGACAAUUUGUAUAAAUAAUACAUCAAGUGAUAUUUAUUCCAUUGUAAAGAAGGUAAUUCUAAAACAAAUCCGAGUAAUCUUUUCUAAGUACUUUUAG